Molecule: messenger RNA, 1872 nt
Organism: Malania oleifera
Lineage: Eukaryota; Viridiplantae; Streptophyta; Magnoliopsida; Santalales; Ximeniaceae
Product: EH domain-containing protein 1-like
Exons: 16
Coding region: 118-1755 (545 amino acids)
Biological process (GO): endosomal transport; endocytosis
Cellular component (GO): plasma membrane; intracellular membrane-bounded organelle; cytoplasm
Molecular function (GO): protein binding; GTP binding; calcium ion binding
Source: RefSeq, a predicted model, not a curated record
CAAAAUCACUUCUGGCACCUGACCUUCUCCCUCUCAAAGCCUCUGUUUUCUUCUCAUUCAAAUUUCAAUUUUCGAAAUUCCAGACUCCUCCAUCGAUCAUCGGAGUUCCAUACCGUGAUGGAGAUUGCAUCUGCUCCGAUCAGUUCCUGCUCGAAAGAGCAUCAAAAGAUCUACCAACAUUGGUUCAGCCUCGCCGAUUCAGAUAGAGAUGGUCGUCUUACUGGAAAUGAUGCCACGAACUUCUUCGCCGCGUCGAAGCUGUCACGACCAGAACUCAAGCAGGUAUGGGCAAUUGCAGAUUCCAAACGACAAGGAUUUCUAGGUUUUAAGGAGUUCAUUACUGCAAUGCAGCUGAUUUCUUUGGCACAAGCAGGAAAUGAUUUGACCACAUAUCUUAAAUCUGCAGCUGAGUUGGAAGCUAUAGAACCUCCAUUAAUGGAAGGUUUGGAUGCUUUAAUUGCUAAUGUCAAAUCUUUAGCAAUUUAUAGCGAAUCUGAAGUCAAUGGAACUGCUCAGCUGCAAUCAUUACCAUCUGCUCAGAAGUUCAGUUCAAAAUCUGCAAAGAAGGUGGUAUCUCUCACUAUGGUUACAUCAAUAAUUGAUGGCUUGAAGAGAUUGUACAUUGAGAAGCUAAAGCCAUUGGAAGUUACAUACCGGUUUAAUGAUUUUGUAUCUCCUUUCUUGACAAACAGUGAUUUUGAUGCUAAGCCUAUGGUUAUGCUUUUGGGUCAAUAUUCAACUGGAAAAACAACUUUCAUAAAACAUCUGCUUAAAUGUAAUUACCCAGGAGCCCAUAUUGGACCUGAGCCCACAACUGAUCGAUUUGUUGUCGUCAUGUCUGGACCUGAUGAAAGAAGUAUUCCGGGGAACACUAUCGCUGUUCAAGCAGACAUGCCAUUUAGUGGUCUGACAAAAUUUAGUGGUGCAUUUUUAUCCAAAUUUGAGUGUUCUCAGAUGCAACAUCCACUGCUAGAACACAUCACUUUUGUGGACACUCCAGGGGUUUUAUCUGGAGAAAAGCAACGAACACAGCGUAGCUAUGAUUUCACUGGUGUUAUAUCGUGGUUUGCAGCAAAAUGUGAUCUUAUUCUUCUUUUAUUUGAUCCACAUAAACUUGAUAUCAGUGAUGAAUUCAAACGUGUGAUUACAUCUCUACGUGGUCAUGAUGACAAGAUACGUGUGGUUCUUAACAAAGCAGACCAAGUUGAUACACAGCAGUUGAUGAGAGUUUAUGGAGCAUUGAUGUGGUCCCUCGGGAAAGUCUUGAAUACUCCAGAGGUGGUGCGUGUUUAUAUUGGCUCAUUCAAUGACAAGCCUGUUAAUGAAGGUGCUGUUGGUCCCAUCGGGAAGGAACUUUUUGAGAAAGAACAGGAUGAUCUCCUUAUCGAUUUGAUGGAUAUUCCAAAGAAAGCUUGUGAUCGUCGAAUCAAUGAGUUUGUCAAACGUGCGAGAGCUGCCAAAAUUCACGCCUACUUAAUUAGCCAUCUCAAGAAGGAGAUGCCGGCGAUGAUGGGCAAGGCAAAAGCUCAACAGCGGCUUGUCGAUAAGCUCGAAGACGAGUUUGCAAAGGUCCAGAGGGAGUUUCAUCUUCCGGGUGGCGAUUUUCCUGAUGUGGAACACUUUAGGGAGGUCUUGAGUGGCUACAGCAUCGAUAAAUUCGAGAAAUUGAAGCCAAAAUUGGUACAAGCUGUAGAUGACAUGCUUGGCUAUGAUAUUCCUGAGCUGCUGAAGAAUUUUAGAAAUCCUUAUCAGUGAAUAUGAACUAUCUUGUAUGAAGGGUACAUGGUUUGCAGUUUGGACAUAUAUCAACUAUCUUAUUUUUUUCAAAAUUUACUGAAUAUGGUUUAUUUAUUUAUUUAUUUAUUUUUAUAA